AUGCUUUAUAGAGAACCCAGUCAACAAUUGACAGGCAGAGCAUCACCACCAUCGGCCAUAUCCGAUCCAUCAACCCAGCCUCUUCUUCGCCAACGCCGCCCCAUCCGUAAUACCAGAUCAAUUAGACAGAGAUCUACCGACAGCUUUAGCAAAUCAACUCGAUCGGCAUCAAGUAAAUUAGCAGCUCGCGUCGCUCAAGAAUCCCCGUCUACUCAAGAGGCCCCGUCUAACGUCACCGCACCUGAGCUUAACGAUUCCAUCCCUCGUAACUUAACCCAGGUACGUUCCAUUGUUUAAGCCUUUACACCAACCAUCAAAUCUCACAAUUCCUAGCCAACGACUUUACAAACUAUCACUCGUACUGCGACUGAGAACUUGCCAGAGUUCACUCCAGAAACAGGGGUUGUCGAGCCAGAAGCUGUAAGUCAUAGUCACUACAGCUCAAGCGAUGAGUAAGAAACUUACCCUUCACAGGAUCUCGCCAUUGCCGCUGCUGCUGUCCCAGCCCAACGAACCACAGACCCCAGGACACUUGUGUCGGGAUUGCGUUCCCUUGCCAGACCUGUAAGUUCCAUUACAGUAUCGUGCUUGAAUGUUAGAUGACUUACAGUUUGCUCCAGACUCCAACUCCAGCAGUGCCAGCCCUUCAACCAAACCCAAAUAUGCCAGGAGACCAGCGACCAGCGGACGAACGUAACACACCUCUGAAUAAACCAGUAGGAGAACCCAUGGGCGCUUUGCCAAUUGGUGGGCUACCACCACCACCACCACCCGGCAACAUGCCUACUCCACUACCACCACCACCCACAACUAUCUUUCAGCUUCAGGUGAAGACCGUCAUGGUACCAACAACAAUUAUACAAAUGCUUCAACCGACACUACCACCAGGCAUUCAACCACCACCUGUCGUACCACCGCCAGUUCAACCCAACCCAAUAAUUGCGGCCCCAGCUACCACACCUACACCUGGAGCGCUCCCUGGUGGACAUUUCAACUCCUCCUUCGUAGUAGACGCCAUCAAAAACCCCGACGCCUCCGCCGCUCCCGGAAUAAGCUCUCUCGGAGAGACCGGAAAAGUGUCCCCUGGAAUCGCAGCGUUCAUCGUAUUCGCAGUUCUUGGUAUGUAACCUCUCAUGAUCCAACUCGCUUAUCAUCCUCGCUUGCAGACAGCGCAGGAAAUUCGCUAGAGAACCGAGUCCGAAUGGAAAACUAACAUUGAAUACAGGUGUUCUCGGCUUCAUCGCCAUGGUCAUCUGGGCGAUGACAAGCCGCCAUAAAACCAAGAAGAAGGAGCUGGUCAGCGCCAAACUCGGACCUGGACUCGAUGUCAAGGAGGUGAAGCAUUAAGCUUAGGGUCGUCGACACGACACGCGCUCGACGAGAUGUCUUCCAGGGAAUAAGGAAACGUGGUGUGUAGAUACUGAAUCUUCGGAACUCAUCAUUAUGUAUACAUGGUUUUGCGUCCUUUACGGGAGUUUGCUGGACUUCGAACAAAUUUACGAGGCCGAUUUUUUUGGGGUGUUUUGAAUCUUUGGGGGGGCGGACUUGGCUUGGCUCGGAAGGGUGUCAUGUUUUUUUGAGCUGGUUUAUGUGUUUGAUCUGGUUUGGAAAUUCUUUGUUCUUCUCGCUGUCGAUCGGCCUUGGAGGUGUGUGUUUUCAUAUAUAUAUUUUACGUGUGAGGACAAAGGGAAAGGCGAAUUUUCUUUUUUUUGGUGCUGGCCAUCGGGCGAUGUUGGGGCUUUUUCCUUGGAUGGGAGGGAUUAGCGCGCGGAGGGAUAGAGAGAGGUAGGUAGGGCAGGCAUGAAUAUGGAGUUUCUUAC
Molecule: messenger RNA, 1820 nt
Organism: Hymenoscyphus albidus
Lineage: Eukaryota; Fungi; Ascomycota; Leotiomycetes; Helotiales; Helotiaceae
Source: the annotation of a GenBank genome assembly